Molecule: messenger RNA, 3197 nt
Organism: Athene cunicularia (burrowing owl)
Lineage: Eukaryota; Metazoa; Chordata; Aves; Strigiformes; Strigidae
Gene: SPAG5
Product: sperm associated antigen 5
Exons: 22
Coding region: 20-3151 (1043 amino acids)
Biological process (GO): regulation of attachment of spindle microtubules to kinetochore; cell division
Source: RefSeq, a predicted model, not a curated record
UGUUCUGGGGCCCAGCACCAUGCUGCCCCCCCUGUGCAGCCCCAUGCCAGGGUUGUGUACCCCAGAGCCCCCCAGCACCACCACCCCAGGGCCCUCCAGCAUCCUCAGCUUGGUGCCUUUCACCCCAAACUCCCCAGGCAGCACCGCUCUAGCAGCCUGCACCCUUGGGCCCAGUGGCAGUGCCAGCCUGGCCUCCUGCACCCCAGGGCCCCCUGGCACCAGCUCCACCCCGCAGGAAGCUCCCUUCCAUGGGUGGCGAGUGGCACCCGCCGACCUCUCCUGCAGCCCUGUGGCCUCUGAGCCCCCGGCUAGAGAUGGGAGUACUGGUUCCCUACCUUGCCAAGGCACCCCUGAGGGAGAUGAGUCCCCAGCCCCUGCUCCCCCAGAGCAGGGACCCUCCGGACUCUCACCCAUCGAGGCAAGUAGUUCAGAGACUGCUGGGCUGGAGGCAGCGACCACCCCUAUCACCUCGCCCGAGGUAGCCUCGGGUGCCAUAUCCUGGGUGUUGCCGCUGGUGUGGCUGGAGAAGAACCUCAGUGCCUCAUCUCUGCUGGAGUCCCUGCGGCACAGCCUGCCCCUGCCCGUGCCCACGGCGGUCGCUGGCACCAGCGUCACCCCUGUGCCCACGGCGGUCGCUGGCACCAGCAUCACCCCCGUGUCCACUGCGGUUGCUGGCACCUUCAUGACCCCCCAGGACCUGCAGGAGAGGAGCAUGAACACAUCUGCAGGCAUCCCCCGCUGUGCCAAGGACAGCGCUGCCGAAACGGACUCCCUGCUCUGGCACUGUUCCCGGGAGCAGCUGAAGUCUCUGCCGCGGGCGGAGCUGGAAGGGCGGCUGGAGAGCACCCUCAUCAUCAUCGAAGCCCUCUCCCUCCAGCUGCGCGACUGGCAGGAGAACCAGUGCCUGUUGCCCCGCGUGGGGCCGGCUGAACAGAGGGACGCGCUCACGCAGACGGACGUCACCCACCCCAAAGGGGAGGAGGAGAUCUACCACAACCUCUACGUUGAGCUGCGGAGGAAGAUGGAGGUUCUGCAGCGGCAGCGGGGAGCAGAGCAGAACCUUCAGCGGGAGCUGGGGCUGGCUGCAGCAGGGAUGAGCGCCUGGAGCAGGCAGUGCCUCCUGUUUCGGAGCCUCGUGGAUGCUGCCUUUCAGAGACUGCAGGAUGAGCAGGGAGUCCUUGCCCAGGAGAGGGAACAGGCGAGAGUUCUGGUGUCACGGUGCCAGGCUGUGCUAGAGAAAGUGCCCAGCAAGCUGCAGAGCUGCUUGGAGGAGCGAGAUGCCAUGAGGCAGCGAGCGGAUGAAGCCCUCCGAGCCAAGGAGGAGGGAGAUUGCUUCCUGGAGGCCUUCCGCACCCACGCCAGCGCCCAGAUCAGUGCCCGCGACCAGAGCCUGGCCUCCCAGCAGGAGCUGCAUGUGCUGCUGGUGGACGCCAUCGACCAGCAGGCAUCCCUGGCUGCUGAGGCUCAGCAUUUCCGGGAAUUCAUAGACAGCACUUUUGAAAAGCUGGAGAAGGAAAGGAGAGCCCUGGAUGAGGACCGGGAGCAGGUCAGGGCUCUGGUGUCCCGGUGCCAGGCUGUGCUGGAGAAAGUGCCUGGCAAGCUGCGGAGCUGUCUGGAGGAGCGGGAUGCCAUGAGGCAGCGAGUGGAUGAAGCUCUUCAAGCCAAGGAGGAGGCAUCCUGCAAGCUGGAGGAGACCUCGGUGGCUCUGCAGGACACGUUGGCUCGGCUGGAGCAGCUGAACGUGGCCAACUCACGCCUCAGCACAGACCUAAGCUCCCUGAUGACAAAUCUGGCCAACGUGGAGCAGGAGCGGAAUGGGCUGUGCCAGGAGCUGCGGGAGGUGACUGAAUGCCGUGAGUUCCUCAAUCAGGAGAACCACAUGUCCCGCAUGCAGCUGCUGGAGGUGGAGGCCAGGCUGAAGCUCACGCUGGACACCCUGCAGGAGCUCAGCCUGCAGUACCAGGAGCUUAUGGAUUCCCAGCAGCGCCUACGGGAAGAGGAGGCUACACUUGGCAAGGAGCUGGAGACCACCAAGGCCGAGCUCCUCGACUUGCAGCUCAAGAGGGACAAAGUCUCCUGGAGCUCUGCAGACAUUGCUGAGAUCAAGAUGCGGCUGCAGGAGCUCGCCGACUGCCUCAGGGCCGCGCUGCAAGAGGAGGAUGACAAUGCUCCAUCGAGAUGCAGAGCCUGGACCCCGGCUCCGCGGACCCUGGGCUGGCAGACACCCCGCCCUGCCUGGACCCCUGCCUGCCGCACGCCGGCGUGCCGCACCCCCUACCGCGCUGGGGACUCCUUCGUGGGCAGUGUCCUGAAAGCAGUGUGGGGGAAAGAUGCUGAUGAAGCCACUGGAGGUGGGAGUGCAUUUACCAAGGAUAAACUUCCCUCUACACCAAAGCAAAUAGAGCCUGAGGAUGGUCUGCUGGAGAGUGUGAAGGAGCUGAGAGCCACAGUUUCCAACCUCACCAUGCUGAGCUCCCGCAUUGAGGAUCUGGAGCAGAGCAAGUUCAAGGCACUGCAGAUGGAGAUCUCUGACCUGCAGCUCCGUCUGGAGACGGUGACAGCCGAGAGCCAGGAGAAGAUGGAUGCCCAGGCUGCCACCAUCGCCAAGCUGAACAAGGCGCUGAGGGGCAAGCUAGAGAACGAGAAGGAGCUGCAGGACGUGGUGAAACAGCAGGAAGAGAGGAUGCUGCAACUCAUUGACAAGAGUGGGGAAGUCACGAGGCUGAACGGAGAGAUCUCCCAGCUCAAGCGCUCGCUCCAGCGUGCUGAAACGGAGGCCAAGGUGCUGUGGGAGGAGAUGCGGGGGCAGGAGCCCAAGGUGGACACUGCCUACAUCCAGGAGCGAGUCCUGCUGCGCCAGGAGGUGGACAAACUGCGGCUGAUGCUCCUGGAGAAAGAAGAUGAGAAUCUGUUGCUCUUGGACAAGUACCAGGAGCAGGUCCGAGGGCUGGAGAUGAGGCUCCAUCACACCCAGAAAGUGCUGAAGACCCACGAGGAGAUGCAGGAGAAGAUGAAAGAGGUCCUGUUGGCCGUCCCUGACCUGGCAGCAGGCUGCCAGGAGUUCCACAGCCUGCUGCGGUACUUGGGCCAGAAGCCAGCCUCUGGCAGCAAGGAAGCUCUAGCCUGUAGCGUGAAACCUUCCUCCUCUUAAUGUUGUAAUGAUUUAUUGAAUAAAGUUUUGUUGUCUUUUACCCUUC